Gekko japonicus is the source of this 696-nucleotide messenger RNA. It is a transcript of the gene GTF2E1, whose product is annotated as general transcription factor IIE subunit 1. Gene Ontology annotation, biological process: transcription open complex formation at RNA polymerase II promoter; transcription initiation at RNA polymerase II promoter. The annotation marks the transcript as partial. Lineage: Eukaryota; Metazoa; Chordata; Lepidosauria; Squamata; Gekkonidae. The transcript has 3 exons. Gene Ontology annotation, cellular component: transcription factor TFIIE complex. The record is from RefSeq and is a predicted model, not a curated record.
CCCAUCGGCGGAAGAGUGGAGCGGAGUGUCUCGCAGUACACUUGCUAUGACAGACCCGGACGUUCUCACUGAAGUCCCUGCCGCUCUAAAGCGCCUCGCCAAGUAUGUCGUGAGGGGCUUCUAUGGGACAGAACAUGCUCUAGCUCUGGACAUUCUGAUCCGGAAUCCCUGCGUCAAGGAGGAGGACAUGUUGGAAUUGCUCAAGUUUGACCGGAAACAGCUGCGGGCCGUUCUCAACACCCUCAAAGGUGACAAGUUCAUCAAAUGCCGGAUGAGAGUGGAGACCGCCCCUGAUGGCAAAACCACCAGGCACAACUACUAUUUCAUCAACUACCGCCUGCUGGUCAACGUGAUAAAGUAUAAACUUGAUCACAUGAGGAGGAGAAUUGAGACUGACGAGAGAGACUCCACCAACCGAGCCUCCUUCCGGUGUCCCAUCUGCUUCAGCACCUUCACGGACCUGGAGGCCAAUCAGUUGUUUGACCCUAUGACAGGACUUUUCCGCUGUACCUUCUGCGAGACCGAAGUGGAGGAAGAUGAGUCGGCCAUGCCCAAAAAGGACGCCCGAACCCUGGUGGCCCGGUUUAACGAGCAGAUCGAGCCGAUCUAUGCCCUGCUGCGCGAGACGGAGGACGUCAACCUGGCCUACGAGAUCCUGGAACCGGAGCCCAUGGAGAUCCUUGCCCUGAAGCAGAG